Molecule: messenger RNA, 1428 nt
Organism: Syngnathus typhle (broad-nosed pipefish)
Lineage: Eukaryota; Metazoa; Chordata; Actinopteri; Syngnathiformes; Syngnathidae
Gene: fsbp
Product: fibrinogen silencer-binding protein
Exons: 2
Coding region: 1-978 (325 amino acids)
Source: RefSeq, a predicted model, not a curated record
AUGGCAUCCGGCUCGGUGUUCCUUUCCAGCAUGGUGGGGAAAGCUCGCUCCUCCAACUUCACCCUCUCGGAGAAGCUGGACCUGUUGAAGCUUGUCCAGCCUCACGUGCUCAUCCUGGAGGAGCACAACAACAAACAUGCUGUCAUCGUGGACAAGAACAAAUGCUGGGACACUGUGGCGGAGCAGUACAAUGCCCUGGGGGGAGACAGACCCCACCGCACAGCGCAGGGCCUUAGAACCCUUUACAAGAGGCUGAAGGAGUCGGCCAAACAGGAAGUGAUGCAGCGGAGGCAUGCCCAGCUGGAGUACAGAGCGAGCAUCUCUGAGCCAACCAGGAGAGUCCUGGAGAUCAUCCCUCACCUGUUUCAACAUGUGCCCAUCCACGAAAAGGACCUGUCUUUACGCAGAUUAUUAUACAGUAAGCACCCAUCUCCCAUCGAACCUCCUGGCAGCAGCUCCUCUUUGGCCGUCCCUCAGGACUACUCAGCAGCCGUCCCCACCGUUCCCCAUGUGGUUGUCCGUCUGGAUCCGGACGAUGAUGUGAAACCGCCUCCAGAUCUCCCGCUUCCAUCCACACGUGCCGACCCGGGGCUGGAGUCGGGCCCGGAGCUGAUGGGGGAACAGGAUGCGGACAGCGUCCGAGUUUAUGAGCCAUCCUCGUCUCCCGCCCCUUCGUCUGUCAACAUCCCCCUCUCUGCCUCGCCGCUGUCUUUACAUCACGACUUCUACCCCAAUAACAUCUACCCUAACAACGUCUACCGACAUCACGAGCCCGAGCGCUUCCGCCCUUUGCACAUGGCCAAAGAAGAGCACGAAUUGGUGCUGGCCAAUCACAGGAAGGUGGCAAUGUACCUUGAGGAGAAGCGGGAGGGGCUCAAGAGGAAACAGCAGUUGGAAGAGGAACUUUUGAGAGCCAAAAUCAAAGUGGAGAAACUAAAAGUGGCCCGACUUCGCCAUGGACUGCCCACCCCUUUUUAGCAAAGACACAAAAUAACAGAAAACGUCAACGGAGUACACUGUGUAGCGCGCUGCUGUGAUGUCACGCCAAUUCCGUAGCGCUCUCACAACAGGUUCAGGAGUCGUAGCUUGUCUUGAACUACAUAAUGAUGCGCUGAAAUGAAAUACCUCGUGGUGGAUGAGGAUCAAUUUAAAAUGGGUGAGAUUGCGACUUUGGCAAACAUAGUGCCUCCAGCAGACACUGAUUCAUCUCUUCCUGUCGUCGUUGCUUUGUGUUGCUAAAAAAAGACUGAAAUCGUUUACCAGUGAAACAAAGGAGCUGCAGAAUGUGUCUCGUGACCUUUAUUAUUGGUACUUAACACAAGUGAAUGGAAUGUUGUGUUCUGCAGAAAGGAUUGUCAAGUGCUGUUAGUGUUUGUUUGUCCAUUUGAUGGUUUUUAUAUUAAAAACGUUACUAUGGCGAGUUCACGA